Impatiens glandulifera is the source of this 708-nucleotide messenger RNA. RefSeq names its product chromatin-remodeling complex subunit ies6-like. Gene Ontology annotation, biological process: chromatin remodeling. NCBI's taxonomy places the organism in Eukaryota, Viridiplantae, Streptophyta, Magnoliopsida, Ericales, Balsaminaceae. The coding region runs from base 183 to 557 and encodes 124 amino acids. Gene Ontology annotation, cellular component: Ino80 complex. The transcript has 4 exons. The record is from RefSeq and is a predicted model, not a curated record.
GUUAGGGAUAACAGAGAUUAUAAGUUUCUUCUUCAAUUUCUGAUCUUUCAUCAAGAAGGAGCAUCUGAUUGAGAGAUAUUGGCCGAUCGUGAAUCAAUUGCUGGAGUCUAAAUUUUCAAGGCUGUUGACCGUAGCGAGCUUCCCACUACAGACACAAUCGGCUAUCUCAACAUUCCAGGGUGAUGGAGUACGAAUUGAACGAAGCAGAAAUUGUGUUGCCUUCUCACCUCAGCUUCAAGAAGAUUCAGAUAUAUGAAAAGUAUCCGAAAGGUCAAGCGAGGAAUAGACACUGGAAAAAUCUCAAGCAGAUAAUUCGAGAUGAUAGUGUCCGGAUUCAGCAUCCAGAUGAGCCUAAUUAUGUGAAUAUAGCAACACCACCUUCUAUGCAUCCGGUCAAAAGAAUAUGUGAUAUUACUGGUUAUGAGGCUCCCUAUUAUGAUCCGAGGACAAACCUUAGAUAUGCGAAUACAGAGGUGUUCAAGCAGAUAAGAGCGCUUCCUAAUGAGUAUGUUCAGCGUUACCUGGCUCUCAGAAAUGCUGCAGUUGUUCUCAAGUAAACAAUUUCUUACUGUACAGUUAAUGUUAAUUCUCAAUGCAUCAGAUAGAUAGAUAGAUGUCAUCAUUCGUGUAAGUAAAUGAUUUCUUCGAUGGAAAAUCAUCUGCUAGAAACAUUAAUGCCAACUAUCGAGCCAUUUUGCUUUCGUUUCA